Messenger RNA from Cladophialophora psammophila CBS 110553, 426 nucleotides. RefSeq lists its product as uncharacterized. Bases 1 to 426 code for a protein of 141 amino acids. Gene Ontology annotation, molecular function: peroxiredoxin activity. The transcript is spliced from 2 exons. NCBI's taxonomy places the organism in Eukaryota, Fungi, Ascomycota, Eurotiomycetes, Chaetothyriales, Herpotrichiellaceae. The record is from RefSeq and is a predicted model, not a curated record.
AUGUCGAACGCACAGGAAGAUAGAGCGGCCGAAGCGCACAAGACCUUUUACGAGCAGGGCUUCCAGAUCCGAACCGCAGUUGCUGGCUCUGAACACGUCCAGCGGUCUCUCCAAAAUAACUCGUCUGAUUUCGCUCGGCCGAUGCAAGAUCUGGCGACGGAGGUAGGAUGGGGGAUGAUCUGGGCCCGGCCGGGACUUGAGCGCAAGACUAGAAGUUUGCUGAAUAUCGCCAUGCUCUGUGCUCUGAAUCGAAUGACCGAGCUAGCUGUGCAUGUCAGAGGGGCGGUUCACAACGGUGCGAGCGAGGUAGAGAUUCGAGAGACCAUCAUGCAGGUUGCAAUCUAUUGCGGAUUUCCCGCAGGCCUCGAAGGGGUACGAGUCGCCGAAGGAGUAUUGAAGACCAUGCGAGAACAGAAAGACUCUUGA